Cucurbita pepo subsp. pepo (vegetable marrow) is the source of this 1198-nucleotide messenger RNA. RefSeq names its product Transducin/WD40 repeat-like superfamily protein (gene SEH1H). Gene Ontology annotation, biological process: cellular response to amino acid starvation; positive regulation of TORC1 signaling. The record is from RefSeq and is a predicted model, not a curated record. Gene Ontology annotation, cellular component: nuclear pore outer ring; Seh1-associated complex. Lineage: Eukaryota; Viridiplantae; Streptophyta; Magnoliopsida; Cucurbitales; Cucurbitaceae. Gene Ontology annotation, molecular function: structural molecule activity; protein binding.
UCGAAGGGGUUUUGUUGGAGCAGACGAGGGCGCGAAAUAGAGAAUUGAGAUGGAGAAAGCUAUGGCGACCUUCGACAAAGGCACGGUUUGUUCGGCUUGGAACUACUCCGCCAGCAGAUUAGUCACCGGUUCGGCGGACGGAACCGUCGUCAUCUUCGAUUCUCUCGACCCUUCUUCCUCAUCCACAUCCUUAACUCGCACUUCAAACUUCAAGGUUCAUGAGGCUGCAAUAUUUAAGAUUGUUUGGGUCCCUCCAGAGUAUGGUGAUUCUAUUGCAUGCAUUUGUUCAGAUGGAAGUUCGUCAUUGUGGGAGGAGGUUGUUGAAGAUGCCCAGCCUCUGCAGUGGAAGCUAUCCAAACACUUCAAAAGUAAUUCAUCUCAAAUCCUAGACAUCCAAUUUGGAAAUUCCUCUUCUGGUCUGAAAAUGAUUGCGGCAUUUUCUGAUGGCAAUGUAAAAGUUUAUGAGCUUAUGGAUCCUUUGGAUUUGAAGAGUUGGCAACUUCAGGCUGAAUUUCAGAAUGUCAUUGAUUCCAUUUCUACAGUCAGGAAAGCAGCGUGCUUGUCUGCAAGUAUAUCUUGGAAUCCAAAUCGUGGUGAAAGACAGCAAUCAAGUUUUGUUUUGGCUUUUCAUUCGGAUACACCACAGCUUGAUUCUGCCAAGGUUUGGGAAUUUGAUCAGGCUCAUCAAAGAUGGCUUCCUGUUGCAGAGUUGGCUUUGGAAGCAGACAAAGGUGAUGGGGUUUAUGCUGUUGCGUGGGCACAAAAUAUUGGAAGGCCAUAUGAGGUAAUAGCUGUUGCAACCCAGAAAGGAAUUGCAAUAUGGCGCCUUGGAUUAAACCCGGAUUCAGAUGGAAGGCUCUCAACAGAACGAGUUGCUCUGCUUUCUGGGCAUAACGGCGAGGUGUGGGACAUGGAGUGGGACAUGGGUGGUAUGACAUUAGCAUCAACAGGAAAGGAUGGGAUGGUCCGGUUAUGGCAAUCCAACCUCAAUGGUGUUUGGCACCAACAUGCUGCAUUUGAGCCCACUUCUUAACCUUGAAAACGUUUUGUUUCUCUAUGAUGUAACCGCUUCCUGUAUUCGUUGUUAGGAAGAAUUUUCAAAUAACUUAUCUGUCUUGCUGAGUGGGGUGCUUAGAUUAGUGAUGUCUUACUGGAGACCUAUCUUUUAUUUUAACAAAUUUCUCUUGCUGAGUUGUGA